UGCAGGUUCCUUGUAAACAUUGCCUGCAAAAAUAACUACAGUGAAGAAUACAUUAGUCUGAUAAGGAGGUGUGGCACAUAUAUGUAGUUAUAUAUAAUACAUUUUAUGGGAAUUAUUUUCCAAGACUUGGAGACGCUGCUCAUUUACCCCCGUUGUGGGAAAUAUCAGCCGCGAACCUGCUCAGGAUGAGGAUGUACUAUUUACCUCUAGAAGUUUGACUGGAGUAUUUUCCCUCAAACUUUUUGGAUGACUUGCUCUGCAUUUUCUAUAGUACUAACACUUUAUCAUGGCUGGAAACUUAGGUACAGGGGGGAACAUAUUUUACAGGCAAGAAGUGGAAGAUAAGUCAGUAUUACUACAUGAUUCUGGCUGGCAGAAGGGAGAAGUGAAGGAACUGUUUCACGAAGACUCUCAGGUAUCUCAGACACAGACUAGACCCUGGUGGAAAGUGCAGUUCUUCGUAUGGGAACCAGUGCUGUUUGGGACUUGGGAUGGAGUUUUUACAUCUUGCAUGAUUAACAUUUUUGGAGUAGUUCUUUUUCUCAGAACUGGAUGGCUCGUGGGGAAUACUGGUGUACUGCUGGGCAUGUUCCUGGUAUCUCUGGUUGUCUUAGUUGCACUGGUGACUGUCUUUUCUGGGAUUGGAAUAUGCGAACAGUGUAGCAUUGGAAGUGGAGGGGUCUACUCCAUGAUUUCGACAGUCCUUGGUGGUCGCGUAGGAGGAACUAUUGGAUUCAUCUACAUUUUUGGACAGUGUGUUGGGGGUGCAAUGUACGUCACUGGCUUUGCUGAAUCUAUAGCACAAUUGCUUAAUUUCACCAAUAUCUGGGUGGUGAGAGGAAUUUCAAUUGGAGUGCUGCUGGGACUGCUGGGAAUUAACCUCGCCGGUGUGAAAUGGAUAAUCCGACUUCAGCUCUUGCUCUUAGCAUUGCUAGCUAUUUCUACCCUGGACUUUGUUUUGGGAACAUUCACAAAAUUGGAUCCAGAUCAUGGAUUUGUUGGGUAUUCUGAAGAUCUGCUUUAUAAUAAUACUUUUCCAGACUACACACUAGGAGAAUCCUUCUUUACUGUGUUUGGAGUUUUCUUUCCUGCUGCUACAGGUGUGAUGGCUGGAUUCAACAUGAGUGGAGACCUUCAGAAGCCAGCUAAGAGCAUCCCAGUAGGAUCUUUGGCUGCCAUAGGCAUCUCGUGGUUCCUGUAUUUAGUAUUUGUUUUUUUGCUUGGAGCCAUUUGCUCAAGGGAGGCACUCAGAUAUGAUUUUAUGAUAGCAGAAAAGGUAUCUCUGGUGGGAUUUUUAUUCUUACUUGGGCUGUACAUUUCCUCACUGGCGUCCUGUAUGGGUGGACUGUAUGGGGCACCCAGAAUCCUUCAGUGCAUUGCUCAGGAAAAAGUCAUACCUAUUCUUGGAUUCCUGGCACAUGGGAAAGGACCUAAUAAAACACCUGUGGCUGCCAUUUGCCUGACAAGCCUUGUUACCAUGGCUUUCAUCUUCAUUGGCCAAGUGAAUGUUUUAGCUCCAAUAGUCACCAUCAACUUCAUGGUGACCUAUGUUGUUGUGGAUUAUGCAUACUUCUCAGUGGUUAUGAGUUACAACCUCCAGCAGAAGAAGAAGCAACUGAGAAGGGAAUGUUCUCUUUCAUUGACUCCUUCAAAGCCUUUGAUAGCUGCCAAAACAUCUGUGUACGGAACCACUGGUGUUAUGCAGGCCAGAAUGAAUGGUACCCUGCAGGAAUUUGCCAAAGACAUGGAUCAAAUAUUCACUCCUAUAAGUCUGUCUACAGUUAGUGAUGAAGCAUCUAGUGAAAAAGGAAAAGAUACAAAUCCAAAAGAAAACAUGAGGAGGCCAAGGAAGGCGGCAAAACAAACACUAAGCAGCAGUUUUAAGCUGAAUCUUAGCAGUGACCCUUCUAUGAAAGAGGAUGGUCAGAAUUUAAUAAAUGAAGCUGUUGAAGGUGGUGAGCAACAGAAUGGAAAUGCUGUGCAAGGCUUUCACCCUACAGGAGGUCAGGGGUCAAUGUAUAUGAAACAAAGGCAUCACAGUGAGAUAGUGGCACAAUUUGAGCAACAACUCAUUAGAACAAAUAGUACAGAAGAAAGCAAACAUGAAGAUUCUGAAAUAAAGCAACACGAAGAACAAAAAAUUCACAAAAUGCCAUCAUCAUGUUAUUCAAAAUUGUGCAAUCACUGGGUAUCAUUUAUUGGUGCAAUAUGCUCAAUUGUCAUAAUGUUUGUGAUUCAGUGGAUUUAUGCCCUUGCUAAUAUUGGCGUAGCAAUUAUUCUGUAUUUCUACAUUGGACGUGCGAGUCCAGGACUUCCUUUAGGAGUAGCAGCAAGCUUCAGCUUCUUUCAGUGGAUCAAGUCACUUCUUAAAGAGCUUUGCAGGAGAGGGCCUUCUCCCCAGGAGCAGAUUGUUGUGACACCCUCCUUUGCAACAGUUGGCAUGGAGACCACUCAGCUCACAGAAGAGAAUGCAGAUUUUGCCUCCAGAGACCGUUAUCACCAUUCCUCCGUUAUAACCAGAGAGGAGUUUCUGAAUCAUAUAAAGUAACAAACAAUUAUCCCUAUUGUUGCCUGCAUUCCUACAAAUAACUGCCAAGCCCAAGUUUUUUCAAGAAAUAAAAACUGAACAGUAAACUA
Messenger RNA from Protopterus annectens (West African lungfish), 2637 nucleotides. RefSeq names its product solute carrier family 12 member 8 (gene SLC12A8). Gene Ontology annotation, molecular function: potassium:chloride symporter activity. The record is from RefSeq and is a predicted model, not a curated record. Bases 287 to 2548 code for a protein of 753 amino acids. Lineage: Eukaryota; Metazoa; Chordata; Ceratodontiformes; Protopteridae. The transcript is spliced from 13 exons. Gene Ontology annotation, biological process: chloride transmembrane transport; potassium ion homeostasis; cell volume homeostasis. Gene Ontology annotation, cellular component: membrane.